Messenger RNA from Symbiodinium pilosum, 810 nucleotides. Lineage: Eukaryota; Dinophyceae; Suessiales; Symbiodiniaceae. The record is from the annotation of a GenBank genome assembly.
AUGCGAAAGUUGGGCAUUCAGGUGUGGCCAUCGCCUGACGUAAUGGAGUUCAUGGGUGCCAAAGACGCACUGUGCAAGGUGGCCACGCUGAACAUCGGCUUGGAGGAUACGCUUGCCUAUUAUUCGCCUGAAGACUUUGCAGCAGGCUUCAAGAAGACAAUGGCUUUCCAACCCCGCGUCAUCAAGCAGAACCGUGGCUCAUCGGGCGAAGGCAUUUGGAUUAUCAAGUUAAAGGCAGGAAACUAUUGCAAAACCUAUGGUGAGAGGUCUUGCACAGAUGAUGAAGUUCUGGAUUUGAUGGAGGCCAACGACAACCAUGCAGAAGAGCACACCGUUGCCGAGUUCAUCGAGUUCUGUGUGAGUGGUCGCACAUCCAAGUCUGGAACUUGGACCUCCAAGGGUGUUGGAAAAUACUUGGAGGGUGGCAAGGCCGCCGGGGGCCAGCUUGUAGAUCAGCGUUUCUGUCCGCGGAUUGUGGAGGGCGAGCUGCGCUACAACAUGGUGGGCGAUGCUCUAGUGGGCAUCAUCCACAAGAAGCCCAAGGAGGGUGGGAUUUCGGCUGUGGGUGGUACAGGGUCUAUCUACACCUUCUAUGGUCCGGAAGAACCCAAGUUCAAGAGUCUGACGGAGAAUUUCCUGAAGCGCGACUUGGAGAAGUGGAUUGUGGGAGAGUUCAACUGCUCCUGCGUUGGCAUCUCCAAAUGCCUGGCAGCAUACUGCAAGGACGACACGCCAAAUGCUUGCUUUGAUGACAUCUCGCCUGAAGACUUGAAGGAAGCAGAGCGAUAUGGGGCUCUGAUGGGACAGAAG